Amyelois transitella is the source of this 4749-nucleotide messenger RNA. RefSeq names its product structural maintenance of chromosomes protein 5 (gene SMC5). The coding region runs from base 123 to 3272 and encodes 1049 amino acids. The transcript is spliced from 20 exons. Gene Ontology annotation, biological process: double-strand break repair via homologous recombination. Lineage: Eukaryota; Metazoa; Arthropoda; Insecta; Lepidoptera; Pyralidae. Gene Ontology annotation, molecular function: ATP hydrolysis activity; ATP binding. The record is from RefSeq and is a predicted model, not a curated record. Gene Ontology annotation, cellular component: Smc5-Smc6 complex.
AAUUUAUUACGCGAAAUUGAAACAAAGCAUUUAUUAUUUAUCAAGCAGAGCAGCGGACAAAUCUUUCAAAAUAUACAAUUAUUAAACGAUUUAGAUUCCUUAUCAAUACUCCAAUGUAAAACAUGUCUAAAGUUGUAAAUGUUUCGGGCAACAAGCCCGGUUCUAUUUAUCGAAUAGCACUCAAAAAUUUUGUGACGUACAAGGAAGUCGAGUUGUAUCCAGGGAGGUCGUUGAACAUGAUAAUUGGGCCCAAUGGGACCGGAAAAUCAACAUUUGUAUGUGCAAUCAUUUUGGGUUUGUGCGGUAAAACCAGUGUUAUUGGAAGAGCUAAAAAGAUAUCAGAAUACGUGCGUAGAGGCUGCCAAGACUCCACCAUAGAGAUUGAGCUGUACCAGCAACCCGGCAAGAGGAAUGUCAUCAUCACAAGGACGUUCAAUCUCAAGGACGCUUCCUCCUGGUCCAUAGACCACAAGUCAGUCAGGGAGAAGCAAGUUCAGGAGUUGAUCGAGUCUUUUAAUAUACAGGUGGACAACCUCUGCCAGCUGUUACCGCAAGACAGAGUCCAGGAUUUCUCCAAAAUGGACGCACAACAGCUACUACGGAGCACCCUGUCCGCAGUGGGAGGCAGUGAGAGCGUAGCGCAGUUGGAUGAGCUGAUAGAGUGCAGGAAUGCGCAGAGAGGACUGUCAACCAAAUUGGUGAACAACGCUCACUUGUUGAAGGAGGAAAUCCGACUUAAUGAGAGAUUAAAAACGGUAAUCGACGCUAUGCAACAGCGCAAAGAAAUAGAGAACCAAAUAAGUAUAUGCGAAAAGAAGAAACUGUGGAUCGAGUACCAGGAGUUGAGAACCAAAUUUGUGGAGUACACGAACGACAAGAAGGAAGCGGAGAAACUGUUGAAGUCCCAUAGGAGUAGGAUGGAGCCGCUUGAGAAGGUUAUAGAGACGGCGAAACGUAAUAUCAGCAAAUUGGAGCAGCAGAAAUUGAAUGCUACCCGAGAAGUACACACCCUCAACGACAAUGUUAAAGAGUUACUGUCAACAAUACGAACACACGAAUACACACUGAAAGACAUAGAUCAGACGUACAAAGAGAAGCUGGAACGGUACAAGAAUAGAGAGAGGGAGUUGGUGGAAGCCAAAGCCAAGUUGGACAAGCUCGCUAUGGACAAGACGAGGCUGGUGGAAAAAGUUGGUGAUGAAACUAAAAUCAAAAUGGACCUAGCCGAGUUACACAAACCGAUAUUGAAAACUAAUGCGGCGUUGGACACGCUCAAGAAACAGAAGUUAGAAAUUCAAUAUGACUUGGAGAAUAAUAUCACGCCUCAGAUGAGACUUUAUCAGAACAAGAUACGAGCGCUUCAAAAUGUAGAUGAGAAACGUUUAGAAGUCCUGCGUAACUAUAGCGAUCACGCUUACCAAGCUGUUAUGUGGUUGAGAGAGAACAAAGAUAGGUUUAACAGCCCCGUACACGAGCCUAUGAUGUUAGAGAUCAACUUCACGGACCCGAAAUACGCUCGUUAUUUAGAAUCAACAGUUUCCGGUAGAGAUCUCGUCGCGUUCACAUUCGAGAGUAGCGAAGACAUGAACAAGUUUCUCAAUAUAGUGAGAUCUGAGAAACGUUGGGACAGAGUUAACGCUGUAUGCAGCAAAGGUGGCAAUGUGAAUGUUAAUAGAGGCGAUAUUGAACAGCUCAGUUACCUCGGCUUCCACACGUAUUUAGUAGACACAAUCACAUGCCCCAAUGCGAUACUCCGAUAUCUGUGCAAUCAGUACUCAAUACAUAGAAUACCUAUUGGAAAUCAGCACACAUACAACAACAGCUCUAAAGUGCCCAACAAUAUUACUCUCUAUUUUACUGAGAACCACCGUUUCUCUGUCCGCGUGUCGGAGUACAGCGGCGUCAAGUCCAGCUCCAUCAUCGAGAUCCGCGCGCCGCGCUUGCUCGCCAACACGCUCGAUCAGGAUCAGCUCAACUCCUGCAGUGUUCAAUUGACAAACUUCGAGAAUAACGUCCAAGCGCACAGGGCUAAAAUUCAAGAUAUAGACAAUAAAUUGGCCACUUUAGAAGGCACUCUUAACGAGUUGAACACGAGAAGGAAGAAGAUUAAUGAGGGAGUGGAGAAGGUGCGAACUAUAGCCAUGCAAAUCAAAUUGCAAACUCGUAAAGUUCAAGACAUAGAGAACGAAGCGACCUUCGACAUUCGGCGGGAGGGGCAGAUGUGUCGCGAGAAACAGAAGCUGUGCGUUUUGAAACAAUGUCGGGCGCAGAGCGAGCUGUGCGCCGCCAUGAGCAGCUUGCAGGACAAACUGUUACAAGGCGACAUGUGGAAAGUGAAAUUACAAUUCAGCCGCGACGCCAUAGUACAACAAGAGUCUGAACUUCGCGACCUUAAGGGCGAACUUCGCACCGUUCAGAACACGCUGGAGAACAUCACAGCUUUACAUACGCGAGCCAAAGCAGCCGCCUCGGAGAAACUGCACGAGGCUAAGAAGAGUUGUAAUGGCAAGUUGCCACACGAAGCUGAUUUCCCGUACAAGGAGGACUUCGAAGUGUUGCCGUCAGAGCUGAAUCGCCUGCAGGAGCAUUGCUAUGAACUGCAGACCAGGGUCGAGUGUAUGGACAGACAGGACGAACAGGUAAUAAAAGAAUAUGAAGAGCGAGAGAAAAAUAUUGCCAGAUUAAAAUUGGAGGUGAACAAUUCAAGCGACAGGAAUAAACAGCUGGAAGACAGAAUGAAACAAAUCAGCACAAAAUGGCUACCGCCAUUAGAGAGUUUGCUACGAGAAAUAGACAAGACGUUUGGCGAAAUGUUUGCCAAACUCGGCUGCGCUGGCGAAGUGAAGUUGGACAAAAGCGGAGGCGAUGAGGAUUUCGACAAGUACGGCGUCGCGAUCCUGGUCAGGUUCCGAGCGGACGAGCGUCUGUCGGCUCUAAGCAGACACGCCCAGUCGGGCGGCGAGCGAGCGCUCAGCACCGCCGCUUAUCUGCUGGCGCUCCAGCGGCGUGCUAAGGUGCCCUUCAGAUGCGUGGACGAGAUCAAUCAAGGAAUGGACCCUAUUAAUGAACGCAAGAUGUUUCAGUUGCUCGUCGAAGUUACUACGGAGUGCGAAAAUGCUCAGUAUUUCCUCCUGACACCGAAGUUGCUCACAAAUUUGGAAUACAACUCCAAAAUAAUGGUGCACACUAUUAUGAACGGAAAAGAGAUUAUGAAUUACAGGAAAUGGAAGUAUCACAACUUUUUGGAGAACGCACGGAACUACCAAAUGUAGUAGUGUGGUCAUUGACUCUAAAUAAUUAUGCUAUAGGUCACUUUAGACAAGAUGGAAAAUGUUAUAGUGGAAUUAUUACAAAUUUUUGUGGAGUGCAGGGAACUAGUGAAUGUAGUUAUUAUGUGAUUGUUUUGUUUUUGGCUGUCAUUAUGAUAUAAGAACUUCACAAUGUAAUUGUUAAUUAUGUAAAUUACUCAAUAAUUAUGUGUAUUUUUUUUAACAAGUGUGUACCUAAAUGGUACUUUUUAUUAUUAUAAUAAUUUUAAUUACGAUUUUUAUCGUUUUAAAUUAUGUUAGGCCCCGUGUUGUUUUGUCGUUGUCUUUGAAUUAAAAUUGUAGCCAUUAACUUAAAUUAUUUACUCAUUAAACACUUUUUUUUGCUACAUGUGAACAGGGCGUGAAAAAAAACUUAUCACAUUAAGUUGAGAAACAAUUUAAUUUGUUUUCGUCCAAAAUUAAAAAAUAAAACAGUGGUUUUUCAGUUGGUUUAAACAAAAACUUGAUUAAAACUGGGGUUACCUCGGAUACAAACUACUGCAUAUAAAGAUCUUUUGUUACUUGGAAGACAUUCACACCAAAUAAGGUACAAAUUAUUAUUGACAUUAGUUUUUAAGCUUCCGUUUUUUUUUUUGUUAUUUUCAAUUCGUUUGUAUGUUGCUUAUGUUGUGAGAUAAAAACAUUUUUUUUUAUAUGUACUUACAAGCAUACCUAAAAGAUUGUCUUAAAUUUAAUGUGGUACCAGAGGGCGGCGCGUCUAUGAAAAAUUCGAUUUAUUCCCAAUUCCCGCGGGAACUUCGGGAAAUCCUCUCUUAGUACUUAACCUACAUGCCAAAUUUCAAGUUUCUAGUUUGAGUAGUCGGUCAGUCAGUCAAUAAUAAUGAGUUUUAUAUAUGUAGUAUAGAUUUGAAAAAUUGCUUACUGGUGCAAUUACUCUUUACAAAGAAAUUGAUAAUAAUCGUGGUAAAAUCUUAUUACCUGAUAGUAACAGCAAUUUGUAAAUGUUUAAAAAUUAAUUGUAAUUAUAACUACACGAGCUUGAAAAGCGGUAUAUUUUUGGAAUCAUUUUCAACUUCAGAAAAUAUUUUGAUUUUAUUCCGAACAGUGUAAAAUAAGCUGUGUAUUAAAAUUGCUGUUUUUUUUUUUAAGUUUGUGAAUAUUCUUAGCUGUUAAUAUUAUCUGCCUCUUGCAUUUUAUAAUGUAACUUUUAAAUUGUGAUGUCAUAUUCAUAUGAUUAAUGUUGAUUCUUUAUAAUAUUUGUAAUUAAUGAAACAAAAUGUGAGAUUUGAAAUAAUUUAUUUCAAUCAAUAAAUAUUUUUAUACAAAAACGUCUUUUAAUAAAGCAUUGCAAAAAUUUUUAAUAUAAAUUAAUGCUACGACCAGUUUGAACUCAUUGAAAUUUGUACCUACUUACAAAAAAAAAACUUUUUGCGCAAAACACAAAAUAAUACACUAAAUUCAACAUCAAAUCUAAAUGUAA